Messenger RNA from Neopsephotus bourkii (Bourke's parrot), 1396 nucleotides. RefSeq names its product C-type lectin domain containing 19A (gene CLEC19A). The record is from RefSeq and is a predicted model, not a curated record. The transcript is spliced from 5 exons. Lineage: Eukaryota; Metazoa; Chordata; Aves; Psittaciformes; Psittacidae. Gene Ontology annotation, molecular function: signaling receptor activity. The coding region runs from base 368 to 931 and encodes 187 amino acids.
CAAGUGAGGACACAUAAUCGUGUCUCAGGAAGCAACUGGGGGUAGGUCAGGGAUUUCCUUGCUUGCUUGCAGCGUGUGACAAAGGUUCUCUGGGAGGAGGCGUGCACCCCAUGAGCCAGGCUGGGGCGAAGGUCUGGGCGCAGGUCCCUUGGGGUGGGAUGCGGUGAUCGCGGCCGGGAUCCGGCAGCGCUGGUGGGAGGUGUGUGUCGCCGGGAGAGCCGCUGUUCUGGGGGAGGGAGCAGCACAGCGCCUAUAUCCAGCUCCGCGCCGGCAGCCUCCCUGGCACUGCUCGGAGGCCCCGGGCAGAGCGGUGACCCCUGCAGCCGGCUGCCUGCGGGGGCUGGGAGCGCUGUCCUCCCUCCUGGCCAUGGGCACCGGGUGGGAGGUGUGUGCGCUCCUCUCCACGGCGUUGUUCGCUGCCCAGGCGUUCCCUCAGACCAACAUAAAGAUCAGCCAAGCCAUGCCGGAGCCUGUCCAUGCCUACUCCUGCCCGCUCUUCUGGACAGAGUACGAGGGCCAUUGCUACCGGUACUUCCCCGUCAACAAGACCUGGGCUGAAGCUGACCUCUAUUGUGCCGAGUUCUCCAUUGGCAUCAGAUCAGCCAAGCUGACCUCCAUCCACAGCUGGGAAGAAAACGUCUUCGUGUAUGACCUGGUGAACAGCCGUGUGCCGGGAAUCCCCACCGACAUCUGGACAGGACUCAAUGACCUGAGGCAGGAGGGUCACUUUGAGUGGACGGAUGGCUCCUCCUAUGACUACCACUACUGGGAUGGCAGUCAGCCCGACGACGGGAUCCACUCCAUCCCAGAGGAGGAGGACUGUGUGCAGAUCUGGUACCGGCACAGCAGUGCACUGCGCUCGUGGAAUGACAAUGCCUGUGGCAGAGCCUUCCCUUUCGUCUGCAAGAUCCCCUCGCUGGCCCUGGACUGAGGCUGCUGGUGCUGCCCAAGCUCCCCUCAUUUUGGGUCACCUCUCCAUUGGCAGGGAAGAACAGCCAGGACGUGGCACGGGUGGUGAGAGCGUGGAGCUGCUCAGCAUCCCCAGCCAGACCCCAGCUGCAGUAUCCCUCCUGGAGUGCUGUGGAUCCCCCCACCUGAUGCUCACCCUCCCCAUGGGCAACCAGUGAUGGGAGCUGUAUUAAACAGCAAAGGAGCCCCCCGAGCCUGAGCCUGGCUUUGGGUUUCAGAUCAACUAUUGCAGUGUAUUAGUGGAAACCCAUGAUUUUACCAGUACACCAAACUGUUAGCACCAAAGAGUAGCCAUGUGUAGGAAAUCAUUCUGCCGGUUCACCUGGGAAGGAAGAGUGUAGGAGAAGUGUUAUUUUCUGUUAAGUUAUACAAAAUGCCUCUCGUGUGUGUUAUUUUUCUCUCCUCUAAAAUAAACAGCAAACAGCAG